AUGGACGCGCGCGCGCGCGACGGCGCCCACGGCGUCCUCGAUCGUCUCCGCGGCCGCGAUGGCGGUGACGCGCCGUCGACGAGCGCGUCGAGGUCGUGGGGCGUUCGAGACAUGUCCGCGCACGACCGCGCGACGCUGGCGAAUCACGCCGCGUUGACGUCCGCGCAGUUGAUCUGGGGCCUCAUGCACGUCUUCGCCAACGCGGGAUUGCGGCACAUCGAGCCCACGGCGUUCUGCGCGAUGCGAUUGGGGGUGGCGUUGCCGUUUCUCGCGGCGCAGGCGAGACGGGAGGGCGGACGGGCGCCGUGGCGAGACUUGGCGCGAUGGGUCCCGGCGAUGGGGGUCUCGAUCGGUGGGGCGUAUCUCAUGGUGUUCGUGUGUAACGCGAAAUCGGGGGCGACGUUGGUGGCGUGCGUGCAGCCGUUGAUUCCGGUCAUCGUGGCUGUCGCGAGCGCGUGCGUCGGGCAAGACGGCUUGGGGUCGAAGAAACCGCUCGAACGAAUGACGCGAUUGAAAGCGGCGGGGGUGGUGGUGGUUUUCGUGGGUACGGUUUUAGCGUUGAGGGCGUACGAGAUUUUCACCGCGGGUGGGAUCACGGUGGGCGAGGUGUUCAUGCUGUUGUCGCAGGUCGGUUCGUACUCGAUGUACGCGGUGCUCUUGGGUUUGGCGACGAAGACGUACCCGUACCCGUUGUUGUUCUUGUUCCUAGCCACGACGUUCGCCGAGUUUGGUAUUAUUUUGAUCGCGAUUCCGGCGUUUCAGAAUCUUCGCGCGAGCGAGGUACCGGCCAGCGCGUGGGGCUCGGUGGCGUUCGCCGGAUUGGCGUCGAGCGUCGUCGCGCAUUCGUUGAACUCGUGGGCCAUCGCGCGCGUCAAGGGCGUCCUCCCCACCGUGUACUCGGGCAUUCAAGUCGUCUUCGCGAUCAUUCUCGCCAGGAUUUUCCUCGACGAGCGUCUUCAAUGGGAUCAACUGAUCGGCGUGUGCGUCACCAUGCUCGGCGUCUUCGCCGUGGCCAAGGCGAAGUACGCGGAAUCGAGCGACGAGACCAGAGACCUCAGAGACGGCGGCGCCGCCGCGGACGUCUCCACGGAUGCGAUAUGA
This is a messenger RNA of Ostreococcus tauri, 1101 nucleotides long. RefSeq names its product Drug/metabolite transporter. The record is from RefSeq and is a predicted model, not a curated record. The transcript has a single exon. Lineage: Eukaryota; Viridiplantae; Chlorophyta; Mamiellophyceae; Mamiellales; Bathycoccaceae. Bases 1 to 1101 code for a protein of 366 amino acids. Gene Ontology annotation, cellular component: membrane.